This is a messenger RNA of Lycium barbarum (goji berry), 3806 nucleotides long. RefSeq names its product pentatricopeptide repeat-containing protein At5g65560-like. Gene Ontology annotation, molecular function: protein binding. The record is from RefSeq and is a predicted model, not a curated record. Bases 308 to 3091 code for a protein of 927 amino acids. NCBI's taxonomy places the organism in Eukaryota, Viridiplantae, Streptophyta, Magnoliopsida, Solanales, Solanaceae. The transcript has 3 exons.
AACCUAUUGUUUAAUUCUUUGCUAUCAAUAAUAUUGUGAAACACUAUUAGUGUAAACGUGUAUCCAACAAAGCACCAAAUUCCCAUUUUUUUCCAAAUUGUUCACGGAUUAUCUCGGCAUCUUGCCUAGACAUUCUUGGAAAUUCAAGAAUAACCCUAAAACUUUUUUGUAGUCCAAAUUUGGGUCUUCAGGUUUAACGCCAUUGUUUUUGCGCCCCCUUCCUAUAUUCACCUUUCUCUCACCAUUGCUGAUUGUGGUCUUCUCAAGACCCACGUAACAUGUUUGUUAAAAUGCCUCUUAGAAACCAAUGACCUCCAAAACAAUAUUUCAUGAACUCUUCUUACUGUUAUUAUUAUUAUCCUUACUCGAAAUGGUAAAGCCCCUUAAACCCAUAUUUCUCUAUUCCUUAAAAAACCCACAUCACAGUAGCAAAUUCAGGCAUUUUUCUUAUCUGGGUUGUCUUCAAUUUACAUCAAAACCUGAUUUUUUUCAAGAAAACAACAACCCAUCUUUCAUUGUUUCUAAGGUAUUAGAAAUAUUGUCUAAUCCUAGGUUGCAAUGGCAGACAAGUGUAGAGCUGAAUUCAUUGAGCUCAAAAAUAAGACCCCGCCACGUGGCAAAACUAGUUGAGAUUCAUGAAAAUACUGAAGUAGCAUUAAGGUUUUUUUAUUGGGUUUCUAAGAAGCAUUUUUACAAACAUGAUAUGAGCUGUUAUGUUUCCAUGUUGAAUAGGCUCGUUUUUGAUAAGAAAUUUGGACCUGCUGAUCAUGUGAGGAUCUUGAUGAUCAAAUGUUGUAGAAAUGAGGAUGAAAUGAAACGGGUUAUUGAGUAUUUAAGUGAACUUGGAAGAAAAGGUUUUGGGUAUAGUUUGUAUAGCUUUAAUACUUUGUUGAUUCAGUUAGGUAAGUUUGAGAUGGUUGAGGCAGCUAAGAAUGCUUAUCAAGAAAUCAUGAGCAGUGGGAUUGAGCCGAGUUUACUGACUUUUAACACCAUGAUAAACAUAUUGUGCAAGAAAGGGAGAGUUGAGGAGGCUAAGUUGAUAAUGAGUCAUAUUUAUCAGCGUGAAUUGAGUCCCGAUGUAUUCACGUAUACAUCUUUGAUUUUGGGGCAUUGUAGGAAAAGGGACUUGGAUGCAGCAUUUGUGGUAUUUGAUCGGAUGGUUCAGGACGGAAUAGAUCCGAAUGCAGCAACUUAUACUACUCUUAUAAAUGGACUUUGCACGGAGGAGAGAGUCGAUGAGGCUAUGGAUAUGCUUGAUGAGAUGAUUGAGAAAGGUAUUGAACCUACUAUUUAUACGUACACAGUUCCAAUUAGUUCCUUCUGUGCACUUGGACGUGAGAAGGAGGCAAUUGAUCUUGUAAUGAGCAUGAGAAAGAGGGGUUGUGAACCGAAUGUGCAGACAUAUACAGCUCUAAUUAGUGGGCUGUCUCAAUCUGGACUCCUUGAAGUAGCGAUCGGAUUGUACCACAACAUGUUGAGAAAAGGUUUGCUCCCAACUAUGGUUACAUUCAAUAUAUUGAUAACUGAAUUAUGCGGAGCAAGAAAAGUAGAUAGAGCUUUCAGAAUUUUCCGUUUGAUUGAAGCACAUGGAUACAAACCCAACACUAUAACUUACAAUGCACUGAUCCAUGGAUUAUGCUUGGUUGGGAAUAUUGAAAGGGCAAUGGUUCUACUAAGUGAGAUGCUAAAGGUGGGUCCGGCUCCAACAGUGAUUACUUAUAAUACCCUCAUUAAUGGAUACCUUAAACGGGGAUUUCUCGACAAUGCUAUGAGACUGCUGGAUUUGAUGAAGAAUAAUGGAUGUAAAGCCGAUGAAUGGACAUAUGCAGAACUUAUUUCUGGUUUCUGCAAGAGGGGCAAGCUUGAUUCGGCUUCAGCUCUCUUCCAGGAAAUGAUAAAGCAUGGUUUAAGUCCAAACCAGGUCAACUAUACAGCUUUAAUUGAUGGUCUUUCCAAGGAAGGGAAAGUGGAUGAUGCGCUUGCAUUGCUUAAAAGGAUGGAAGAGAGUGGUUGCAGUCCAGGCAUAGAAACUUACAAUGCUAUCAUAAAUGGUUUGUCCAAACAAAAUAGACUUUUGGAAGCAGAGAGACUAUGUAAUAAGAUUGCAGAAAGCGGACUGCUCCCAAAUGUCAUCACUUACUCUACUUUGAUUGAUGGUCUUUGUAGGAAUGGUGGGACUCGUCUUGCAUUUAAGAUUUUCCAUGAUAUGGAGAGAAGAAAUUGCAUACCAAACCUGUACACUUACAGUUCGCUAAUCUACGGUUUAUGUCUUGAAGGCCAGGCUGAUAAUGCAGAGAGCUUACUCAGAGAAAUGGAGACAAAAGGGUUAGCUCCUGAUUUAGUGACGUAUACUUCACUAAUUGAUGGUUUUGUAGCAUUGGGUAGACUAGAUCAUGCAUUUUUACAUCUUCGCCAGAUGGUUGAUAAGGGUUGUGAACCAAAUUAUAGAACCUUUGGUGUGUUGUUGAAAGGAUUGCAAAAGGAGCAUCAAUUUAUUCCAGGGGAGGUUUCCGUCCUGCCUGAAAGAGUGUAUAGUAUCACAGCUAGCAAGAAUGAUGUUAGUUUUGAACUGCUAUGUACUCUACUAGAUAGAAUGUCAAAAAUGGGUUGUGAGCCAAAUGAAGGCACAUAUUGCACUUUACUUUUUGGUCUGUCUAGAGAAGGUAAAACUUAUGAGGCAGACCACUUGAUAGAACAUAUGGAAGAGAAAGGCUUCAGUCCUACUAGUGCAGUACAUUGCUCUCGUGUAGUUUCUUAUUGCAAUAAUUUGAAAGUGGAUGCCGCUUUGGAAAUAUUUGAUUCAUUGGUUCAACAAGGUUUUCGACCUGCUUUGUCAAUUUAUCAAUCACUCAUUCGUGCUCUCUGUAGAAGUAGCCGCCUAAAAGAAGUUGAAGUGCUAUUUGAAAACAUGAUUGGGAAACAGUGGAACAAUGAUGAGAUUGUUUGGACCAUCCUAAUUGAUGGUUUACUCAAGGAGAGAGAAUCUGAAUUGUGCAUGAAGCUUCUUCAUGUCAUGGAAUCCAAGAGCUGCACUAUUAAUUUCCAGACGUAUGUUAUCUUGGCAAGAGAAUUGUCCAAACUAGAUGGUUAAAUGAUACGAGUCAAGUGAUUUUUUUGAGAUGCAGUUGAUCGGCAGCUCCACAAAGCAGAAAUAAGUCAAGUUUAGAAAUAGGAUUAAAGCUUGCUUCAGAAGUUUUGAGGUGUUCAACUGCAAAACCUGGUCGAAUUUACUGUUCCUUUGUUUUCCGGGAACAUGUGAACCCUAAACUCGAUCCACUUUGAUAGUCGUCAAUUCUCACCUGCUUAUGGCAUUUUACAUGUCCAGCAAAGUAGGAAUCAGACCAUAAGGCAUUGGCUAGAGCAGCCAUAUUGAUUCUUUUAACACAUACACCCGCUCAAAAGGUUUUAUUUUUUACCCUCUCUUGUUUUCCUUCUCUAAUACAAGAUUUAUGUAAGUAAUUAGAGUGCAGUCCCAUUUUCGGAAUUAGCCUGGAGGAAUAACACAGCAGUUGAUGUACAUAGAUCUCACUUAGCUUCAGAGUUGAAUGCCUUAGAAAUCUUUGGCAAUUGAUGAUGAUUUACUCUGCAUCAUUAUAUUCAUGAUUUAGAGUUGAGCAGGAUGUUGUAAUACUUGUAUUGAUUCAGGCAUAAUUGCAGGUUAUAAGGUAUGCCUGCAAUAUUUUUUUGUACUUUGGCUUUGUUUUAAAUAUUUGUUUAUUUAUUUUCGAAGGUGUCUGGAUUAACUGCUGUAGGAUCACUUCGGGUUACAUUCAGUGUAUUCAUUUUUACACUUAUGAGAUGCCAAC